Conger conger (European conger) is the source of this 1349-nucleotide messenger RNA. RefSeq names its product 5'(3')-deoxyribonucleotidase, mitochondrial-like. Gene Ontology annotation, biological process: pyrimidine deoxyribonucleotide catabolic process. The transcript is spliced from 5 exons. The record is from RefSeq and is a predicted model, not a curated record. The coding region runs from base 565 to 1287 and encodes 240 amino acids. Gene Ontology annotation, molecular function: 5'-nucleotidase activity. Lineage: Eukaryota; Metazoa; Chordata; Actinopteri; Anguilliformes; Congridae.
AGGUCGAGGAGCGUGCUCGCCGCUGCAGAAUCUGAUUUCUAGUACAACUGACUGACAGGGAUCAGUCGGCAGUGACGUUAGCCAACCGCUCUGUGCUUCCUCAAACCUGCAGGGUGUCACAAAUGUAAAAAAGCCCAAAAAUAGCGGGCGCUGACACGGAAGACUGGGCACACUGUCGCUAGCAACUAGCUAGCUGCUGGUCUACUGUGCAAUCAAAUGCAAUACAAAUAUUAGUUCCAGACACUCAAAAUCAGGUAAAAAUGCACAGAUCACGCCGGUAAUGUAGCAACGGACACAAAAGCAAAUGACAUUUACACCUUUGGCCAUGCGUGUGUGUCUCUUGGUGUAUAUCUAAACAUGAGGUGCAUAAAGAUUAUUGCUGAGAAUGCGAAGAGUGUAUGAAGCACAAUCGUAUUAUAGAUUGCAGCUCUAACCUUGAGAUUUAGGUGCAGUAAAAUACAACUUAAGGCGGACUUAUCUCGCGUCGAGAAAGGUUACUGUUCAUUUGAGACGUGCACACCCACGACGUGCAAGCGGUUAGGUUAGAUUAGCCUGUCAAGAAUAAUGACUUUACUACCCGUUACUCUACGCUUUCUAAGGCUAGAAGGUGCAUCGAUUUCUGCUAACCUUAGAUGUUUUGCUGAUUUAUCUAUCGUCGACGUACCAGCGAAAAUGCACGCGAGUAGAGGUAAGCGGCUACGCGUACUGGUGGACAUGGAUGGAGUGAUUGCCGAUUUUGAAGGAGGAUUCUUGAAAAAGUACAGAGCCAAGUACCCAAACGAACCAUACAUUCACCUGCAGGACAGGAGAGGAUUCUGGGUCUCAACCCAGUACGGACAACUACGAAGCGAUCUCUGCGAGAAGGCCAUGAGCAUUUGGGAGUCAAAGAACUUCUUUCUAGAGCUGGACCCAAUACCCGGAGCCGUGGAGGCAGUCAAGGAGAUGUCUGAAAUGGAAAAUACGGAUGUCUUCAUUUGCACCAGUCCAAUAAAACACUACAGCCACUGUCCGUAUGAGAAGUACGCCUGGAUAGAGAAGCACUUUGGCCAUGAGUUCCUGGAGCAGAUCAUUCUCACCAGAGACAAGACAGUGGUGUCAGGUGAUCUCCUCAUAGAUGACAAACCAGAUAUCCAUGGGGUCGAGCCCAACCCGACCUGGGAGCACGUGCUGUUCCUGGCCUGCCACAACCAGCACCUGCCCCCCGACUGUCCCCCACACCCCCCCCGCCGCCGCCUGCUGUCCUGGGCCCAUGACUGGAGGGGCCUGCUGGAGGGCAAACGCCAGUGACCCCCCCCCUCCCAUCCACCACUCGCACAAGCGACCCCCAGGCUGGCUGGAACCGCGUGCAA